GUAGCGCCACCGCUGCCGGCAGUGCGUCUCUGCUGAAAUUCAGUCCAGAGCGAUCGAUAUUAUUCCAAACGGGCUGCUUGUCUCCACACACGGCCUCUAUUACAUAUAACAGUGUGUACAGUCGGCGCUGCAGCUCCGCGAGCUCCUGCGGGACAUGGCCGGUAGCAGCAAGACGAUCGGCUGCAUCGGCAAGUGCACGAGCGGUCUGAGUCUGGAGGAGCUCGACCGGCUCACCGACGACAUCCAGAGGACUCUCGCGCAUGCGCAGGGCCGGAAAAUCUUUCGGAAGUACCUCAGCCACGGGCGCAGGAAAACCGAUCUCGCCUGCCUCGACCUCUACGAACAGGUCGCCGAGUACAUCGACAAUGAACGCAGCUAUCGACUGAACACAAAGUCGCCGAGCGUCGAGCCGUUACUGGCGGACUUCAACUUGGCCCUGAGCGCAGCCGAGGAUCUGGACGACGUGUCCGAGAUCGACUUGGCGCUACUCGAGCGUUACACCCAAGCUGCGGAUAGCAGGUCGAGAGAGUCGAUGCUGGACGUCCUCGAGGAGACCAGGUCCAGGAUGACGAACCAUCUGAGACAGGCGCACAAAGGAUUUCGAGCUUACGCCAAACAGCCUUGCCCCCGAUCGUAAUAAAUCGGUUUAUAUAUGUAUAUGUGACCGUUAGUUACCCGCUGCCGCUGCACCAUUGACUUUUCGUUAUGUUAUAUACAUGGACAUGAGCUGCCUUGUAAAUAUAUAGUUUUUUUUUUUUUGUAAAUAUACGUAACAAUCAUAUGCAUCACUUUUUCCUGCGCUUGGACUGAAUCCUCGCUGUUAUAUGUAUUUAUACUUAUUUUUUAUGUACUUAUUAUGAUAUAAAAUAGCGUUGAAAUAUAUUUACACAAAAAUGAGUUUAUAAUA
Messenger RNA from Nasonia vitripennis (jewel wasp), 907 nucleotides. RefSeq lists its product as uncharacterized. Lineage: Eukaryota; Metazoa; Arthropoda; Insecta; Hymenoptera; Pteromalidae. The transcript is spliced from 3 exons. The record is from RefSeq and is a predicted model, not a curated record. Bases 155 to 637 code for a protein of 160 amino acids.